GCCGCGGAGCACCCUCAGAGCGAGCGUGGACGUCCGCCGAGGUACACCUGGCCCGGUGCUCCCCGUACACACGGAUUCUCGGCGUUGCCCUUCGUGCCUGACGUCGCGCGAACGUGAGACACCUCGCGCGUGGAUUUCGCGGGACGAUCGCGCCACGCUCGCACGCGAGUUCUUCACCGAUCCUCCCCCCUCCCCCCUUGCCACCCACUCGGAGCGGCGUCCUUCGUCGCGCGCGCGAGAAGCGGAAUCUCCGCGAGAUCCGCGCGCGCGCUGGUUCCUCUCCGCUCCGGAGUUCCCGACAAUCGACGUGGAGCAGAGCGGCCACGACUCGGAGCGCUACGCACGCGUUGUCCCGAGCGAAAAGAAAGAGAAAAGAAAGUGACACUGAGAAACCGGAAACGGAAGGAGGUAAACGCCGCCGCCGUCACCGCCGCCGCGCGAUAUCGCAAUAUCGUUCGCCGCAGGACACUUCGAUCACGAAUUUAUCAUUCUCGCUCCCCGGGCGAAGACGCGCGGACGCCGAGGACGGUGGCAUGCCCGGUAGUGCAGUGAGAGAAAACAGUGCGCUGUUCCGCGUCUGCGAAACAAGGGGCCGCGUAUCACGGCGUGCGUAACGGCGUGAUCGCGCACACGUGAAUCGUGGCUCGCGUACAACGUCGUCCCCCUCGGCACCGAUAGCGGGUCGUACGAUAGCGGAAUGUAAAUACGCGCGCGACCGCGACCCGACCCGCCGCGCCGCGCCGCGCUGUUGUUGUUGUUGCUCGCCGGAUUAUUGCCGAUGUAUUCGGAAUCGGAAUCGGAAUCGGAAUCGGAAUCGCUCGCUCGGUGGUGAUUUCAGAGUGCUCGCGCGCGCACCGUUCGAGAGCCUGACUUUGCGGACGCCUUUGGGAUUCCUUCGCUCGAGAGGUACCGGAAGAAUUUUGCAUCUCCAAUUGUAAGAGGAGCAUCAUAUCUAAAUUUACGCUCGAUCCUCCCGGUGCUCGACACAUCGAUCCGUUCGGUGUCCAAUUCUCGCACGAAGAUAAUUCACUGCUACUCGGCGCUGUCACGGCCAAAGAUGCUACAUCUUCGAGUUGGUUAUAGCGGAGAAGCGUACUCGAGACUUUAGAAGACUCGACAGAAAUCUGGACAAAAUGUCGAUGACUGGAAGCUUAAUGGGAUACGAAAACAAUAACGAUGUGAACCAGGCCAAGUGUAAAAAGCCGUUGAAGCCGCUGCCAGUUGUGUCGAGCAUAAGCUCGGGUGGCGUUACCACGAGCACGGGCAAGUCGAAGAGGGCGCGAAGAUCUACGAGGAAGGAAUCGUGUAUACGCGGUCAUGUGAACAGCCUCUGGUCCGUCUGGUACGGCAUCCUGGCUGUCGCUUUUCAGGCGUACAUAGCAAUGAGAUACGCCAGACGAUUCGCCGCUUAUCUAUCACUACCAUGGCCAGCGGAUGCGCCACCUCCUAAAAUCGAAUUGUAUGCCUGCCUGGUGCUAGCCGGCACCGGAGUCGUUCUACUUCCGGUGCUACUUGGUGCGGCGUUCUUGAAACUCGGCAAUCUCGCGAACGACGGAAUAAAACUAGGCCGACACUUGAGCGCCUGCUCGCGCGACCCGCCAUCUUCGCUUCUUACCAACAACCCCGAUAAUAGUCUGGUGAAUAAUUUAUGGAGACACGGUGGCCCUACGGCGGCCUUCGUGCAUCUCUGCACGGCCAUGUGCUUCCUCCUACCCUCUUUGCUCAUGGAAGCGAGGCUAAUACACGCUGGAUUUCUGCCAAAAGAUGCCAUAUGGAGGACCGAUCUGGAUUGGAUGGUGAUACAUCGCGAUCGUUUAGUGCUGUUAAGUUUCAUGAAUCCAAUUGGCAAUUUGAGCACUAUGACUGGUUCAGUAACGCCUCAACCUUUCGUAACCCUGGAGGAAGGUAUUAAUGAGAAUUUUGAUGAACUCACCACUCCGACACCUAGUUUAACAAACAUGGCGCUUCCUGACGCUGUCGAGGCUGGUAUCGAGACAACUACUAGGUUCUCGACCAUUCUCUAUCCAAUCGUCACAGAUCCACCUUUAUCCCACACUACUUCGGUCCCUAGUACGAUUUCCAGUAAGUCUACGACGAGCACCGAAACGAUUUCAACAACUCCGAAAACGCCAUUGCUCCCGAAAAAUAGCACGGCGAGACGUCCAACCGCAAGACCCAUCACCAGGAACGGUAGUUCGAAGGGCAGAUCGAAGUCCAAGAAUCUCACGAGGAUAUCCACCACGGCCAAACCUGUUAGAGCCAUCAGUGGAAACAUGACGGCUCAGAGUAUGGCGUUAACAAUGAAUAGUUUAGCUGAUCUUGAUCAUCCCGAAAACUUGAAUCUGGAACUUCAAACAGCCGAGUCAUACGGCCCGAUUACACUGGAAUAUCUAAAUUACGCCGCCGCACUCGGCGUCUACUCGGUAAGGUACCCUGCCGUCUUCUGGUCGUGUAACAAAGCAUUGGGUACGAUUUUUAGUCUGCAGCUGGUCGUAAAUUCAGCGCAGAGUCUGCUGGCUUACGCUGGAAUGUCCGUCCUUUACAAGGUCCAGGUAGUGGGUGCCUUGAAGGUCCUGCCGCAUCUUCGGCAUCGCAUCAUGCCGACAACCAGUACAAUAUCGACAAUAUUUGGCGAUUCUUACUUUCUGCUAGAUCCUCCCGUAACCCUCGUGCUGUUUGCCCUCUUGUCCUUUUUAGUGCUCUGCUCCAGCAUGGUCAUGUACUUCUAUGCUCACGGCAGGUUCACGGCGUUCUUGAAUCAGGAACGCGAACGUCGCGUGAUCCUGUCGAAGGACGGUCGAGGAGGCAACGGUUGGGUCUAUCUGCCGCAUUGCGCCUCGUUCGUCGUCUUCCUGGCAAUCGUGAUCUGCGGCGCACCGUUGCUCUACGAUUACACGGUGGUGUAUCGUGGUAGCCUGGAUGGCGCCAUCCUCGCCUGCAUCAUCGGCAUGAUCCUGCAUCUCCUCCUCUGGCUGCUACUCUGGAUAUUCCUCACCAUCAAGCAACGAUGGACAUUCAAGUUGCGCGUGACUAUCGGACGGGCCACGGUGCGGUCCGCGAGAUCGGUCAAACUCGUGACCGACGUCGACUUGCUCUCGACGAGGGACGACGAUGACGGCACCAGCGCGCCUUUACUUGUUGUCGGUAACGGCAGGACUUACACCAUCGCCGACACCUCGCCGAAGAGGGCCAUCAUGAGCGUAAUACAAAAAGCUGCCAUGGAGAGAAAAGCCCGAUCGCAAGGUGGAAACGUCGAUGGAGUCGACGGCGAAUCGACGGCUGACGGUGAUGAGCAGAUCUACUGGCUUAGGCCGAAAUUACGUCCCUCACCUACACAAUCCCCGAGCGACACCGGCGGUGCACCGACGUCCGACAAGGGUUGGCUGAACAAGAAGCUCAAGCAUAAGGUCACCUUUAACGACCUGCCUAGUACGUCAGGCUCGCGUAAUAAGGGAAAAGCCAGACGAGGCGUCGCUGACGGCGGGCCUGACGAUGACGGAGAUUACGCCACGUUACGCGAAUUACCGUUAAUUACUGCGCUGGACCCUGCCGAUGAUUCUACCUCGGAAGAAAACAAGUGGCAAAGAUGGCCGAUAAGUCGUAGGGACGGUAUACCUAAAUUCAGGAAUUUGCUCGAGUGCGUGAACGACGAUCAAGUGACUUACUACGCGAGUGCGAGUCGCGAUCUACAACCGUCGGAGGGUGAUCCUUCCCCUCUUCUAACUCCAGAUCCCUUACCAGAUCCUGCGGAAGAACCACUUCCACUGCCACCUCCGACUCCAACAUCCGCACCAACCACCGAUAUUGUCACGGCGCCACUAACUGCAAGUGCCCAGAUGAACGGCGGACAGACGCCGCGGUGCCUACGUCGCGCGGAUUCGGGAAUGCCGAACGAAGAGCUAACACCACGCUCGGACUCCUCGAACUCACCACCCUUGGACACAGUGGGCAGCAGCGGCGGUGCCGGUUCGGUGGCCGGUCACAGCAACACCAGCAGCAAUAGCGAGACGUCAAGUGGCGUGCACAGUAACGCAAGUAACGCCAGCAACGCCAGUCACAGCAGCUCCCAGCGUCGCGCGACCAGCGUGGACGAUCUGACCGGGGAGCCGCGAGAGGAGCCGCGCGAGCAGUGGCGUAGCUGCUCCCUGCAGCGUGGCACGCAGCCACCCACAGCGAACAUGACCUUUUCGCCGCCCAGCAGUCGUCCCGGCACCAGCCAGUCCUUCUCCUCGCCGCAAUACGUGAAUCACGCGCCGCCAUACAGCAAUGUCGCCAGCAACGAAAUCGGCGCUGGCUGCCCGGCGGUCAUCUUGGAGAACCCAAACGAGGCGACGGUCGUGAUCCGCCGUAAGCUCUCGAGAACGAAGCUCACGGAUCCAUUGAACCCGAAUGAGGAACCGUUCGGCCGGUCUACCAACAUGAGGAUGACCUCCUUCACCGAGAGCAACGACAUUCGCAUACAGGCCUCCUCGGCGACUCUGCCACACUAUCCUACGCAGCCUAUCGUCACCUAUCCUCACUGCUCCACGAUGCCGUUGCCGCAUGCGACUCACAACGUGGUCACGGCGAACAUGAGCGGCGGUUCCACCGGCAGCUGCGGAUCCGUGCCGAGACACACCUUCGUACCGCCGCAGGUUCACACCACCAUGCCGGCACACACGACGUUACCGUCGCAUCAUAACGGCGUUAGGCUGCUCCACGCUAACGCUGUUGGCCCUGGCAAUCCAUUCGUCAAGAGAUUCCCGCAGGUGCAAUUGCAUAGUCAACCUUGGGCCCUGCCGGGCCAUCACACCUUCCCGCAGAUGCCGCAAGGCAACAACAAGCUCACGGCCACCGCGCAGAUCAGACAGAACGAUCGGGACUCCGCGAACUUCUCCAUGGCCAGCAGCGGGGACUCCGACACGUGUUUGCCGCAUUAAAAUCCGCGAGGAUAUUGGCUGGUAGUUAUAAACUUGAAUCGCGUUAGGUGAUACCUGGUAUUUUCGUAAGAACGUUUUCGUGAUGACAAAUGACAUCGGAGGGGAUUGCUGUUUCCAGGCACGGCGUACCGAUGUCAUGAUCUCCCCAAAAUGCUUAUUCGGGUGAAUGAGAGUGAUAGAAACGUAAUAGACAAAGAGAGAAAGAGAGAAUCUUUUUGCGUGAACUCGAGACGAGCUGCGAACGUCUUGCUUUGAAAUCAAUAAAUCUUUAGGACUCACGCGAAAUUAUAGUACGCAUUUAGUACGCCGCGCUGCAUUAUUCAUUGUCAGUAUGAAUUAUUAGAGAGGAGGCUUUUACGUAUUUCAUAUCGUAUGCUCAAAAACGCCGAAAUUUUAAGGAAAUUAGUCAAAUUAAGGUUAAAACGACAUAUCAAUUUCUCUGCCGUUUGUUAACGUAUAAUAAAUGUGGCAUUCCUUAAAAUACGGGUUACCUCUAUUUUUUACAAUCUGAUGACGAUACUUUAUACUAUACAUCGGUCAGAUUUUACCCGAUUAUUUAUGUAAGUGUGCGUCUAUGAUAGUAACAUAGAGUUUAUUACAUAAAUCGCGUACAAACAAAAAAAAAAUCCAUUCAUUUGAAUGAGUAACACGCGUGAACGUAAAAAAAAGACAAAUUAACUAGAUGAUUAUAUUGUAUCCCACAGAUAGCUGACGGAGGUAAUUGAUAAUUGUAGUUUAAAAAGUAUUAAUUCCGUUAUAUACAUAUCCUAUAUGUUCUAAUUACAUAUGUCCGAUUUUAUCUUUGAUCUCACAGCAAUAAAGGGAAAUAUCUGAAACGGAUAGUGAUAUGAACAAUAAAACAAUAAACGACUCGAUUAAGAGGUCCUCAUUCUGGCUAAUGCGAAAUAGUUCUAAAUCACACAAUAAUAAAUAAUUAUCGCAAAAUAUAAGCAAUGCACAUAUAUCACAAUUUCAAGGAAAGUAAAGCAGUUUACAAUUAAAAAUGUAUGUGUAAGUAAUAAUCUCUGCUCUCUCGAGUUUACGCGAACAUCUCUCGGUAUGUAUCGAUGCGUGCUUAUAGUUAAAAUUUAUCUUUCUCAUUUUCUUAUAUCGCGGAUUAAACGUGUUCAAGGGAGAAUCGAAGGAAGAAGAUCGGCGUUUCGCCGCAUUUAACGCCGCAAGAGAAUGGCAGGCGAGAGUGAGAAUAACAUAGUUAUCCCAUUUUAGAUAUGGAGAAAAAGUUAUUGUGUUGUCCUAAAUAAAAUUCGUGUAUAGAGUGAAUUAAGGAUAAUCAGUUAGGAAGAGAAGAAUGUGGAAAAACUCGGGUCGCCCCCUUCGUACAGUAUAUGCUUUUGCAUUAACAAUUAAGAUCUUUUUUCCACUGAUAAUUGUAAAUUUUGUUAAAUUUGUACAUUGCUAAUUGUUUGUUUAUAUUUCGACUCCACGAUGAGUCACUCACAUGCGAUAAAAUAAAUAAAAAAAAAAAGAGCCCUCCCGCAUCGGAGUGCACAUUUAAACUACGCGCAAUACGUUUCUUAUUUCGUUUGCUUUUGGUCUUUCUUUGUUUUCUUUUCAUAUUGUUUUCUUUAUCAAAUUUGUCGUCCAGGAUAAAUGUUUAUUUGUCGAAACUUCUAUGAAUUGUAUGUUUAAAUAAUUAGUAAUUAUAUGAAUAUACAGGCGGUUUUAUAUGAGUCACUGUAAAAUAAGCGCAGAUUGUAGUCAUACGAUUUUCGGCCUUGAUGAGAUUUCCGGUAUGCUACCGAAUAUACCGUUAUGUUAAAUCUUUUUAUGGCCUGAUAACGAUAUAUCAUGAUCUGCCACUUUGAUCGUAAUGGUGUCGUAAGGUUUGCGAUAUAGCAGUGCCAUCGAAAUUAUUAUAAGCACAUACAAUCAGAAGAGGAACGAGAAAGAAAUUGUCGUUACUUAUAGAAUUAAAAUUCAUGAAUAAAUACUGAAGAUAAAGCUAAAGAUUUAUAUAGACUGCGAAGAUAAUACGUACUAUUUAUUUAUUUGAGAAUGUGGCUUAUCACCUUUUUGUAGUGUAAUAUUCUAUCAUUUGUUAGGAGAAUUGCACAAAAUACACGCAAAAUGUGCAUACAUACGCGAAAGAAAUCUUAUAUAUUUCAUUUUAUAUCGCUUCUCUCUGGGAGAGAAGAAUAAAAUAAAUUUUUCGCCUGCUUUUCAUUUGCAUUAUUUACAAUACAACGAGUGUGCUUAUGUUUAAUACUCGCAAAAAUAAAUCGUGUUGGCGUAAGAAAAGACAGACAAGCGCUAUUUAUGACAAGUGGAUUAAGAAUACUGCCACUCAAUCGUGAAAAAAAGAUCUACAGAUCUCCAUUACAUUUACUUAUUUCGUCGACUGCCAUGGUAUUUCGUCCUUUCGUUAAUAUAAGUAAUCACUGUAAUCGUUUAUUCGUACCUAGGCAUUUACUUGUGCUUACGGUACGUGCGUACAUAUAUACAUAUAUAAAUAUAUAUAUAAAGCAUAAGUUCUCGCUAAGUUGCGUUCUUUCGCGACUAUAUAUCGCUCUAUGAGACGCUCUAUGUGAUGGUACAGACUGGUCUCGCAAAGAUGCAUCACAAUCUCAAGUCUUUUUCGCAAUCUAAUGCAGUACAUAUUGCAUAAUAUGACAUUCGUUUCAUUUCCCCUUCGCUUUUCGAUAAAUCUUUCGAAAAUCAAUAACAUUUUACAAAUCAGUUCAUCCGCUCGAUGAUAUGCCAAUAUUAUAGAAACAUGUCACCAUGAUAAUGCAUAUCGCUGAUUUGUAAUUAUUCAUAAUAAUGUAAUUCGUAUUCUAAUAGAAACGAUUUACAUAUGUGAGCCAGCGUAUUGAUUUUUCGUUAGAUUAUGAUAGGCUAAGGAGGAAUAUUUGAAACUCUAAUGUACGUUACAAAAGAGAUCAGACAAAUAAAGUUAUGUCGCUUCAAUUAAGAUCAAUAAACAAAAUUUAGUAAAUAAUUUAUAAAAAUGAAAAUUGUUAGUAGAUGCGUUUACUAAUUUAUAAUUCAUGUCAAUUGAUACAAUCGUUCUAAAUUUAUUAUUAUUAUGAUGUAUCAUUGCUUACCCACUAUUAUUAUCGUCAAAUGUUUUAUAAUGUUUUGUUAACUUUGUAUAAAGUUGCACGUAUCAUUUUUCGAGGCAAAUGAAAUAUUGCACUAAUCGUGUACGCAUGUGGUGAGCGUAAAAACAUUUUUUGUAACCACCGAUAUGAGAUUAAUGAACGCAAUGCUAAGUAGUACUACAAUUGUAUACCAGAGUGUGACAUGUGACUGCGGCUGAAAAGGUUUUUACGCAUUCCGUAAAGAUAAUAACUACAACAAUAAAAAGAAAGUGUGAGCGUUCUUGUACGGCAUUGUCCAAAACUCAUACUUUUCAUGAGACAAUGCGAUAUGAAAUCAGAUAUAUCUGUAUUUUUCAAUAUCUUCCAGUAUUAGAAAUAGCGGUAUUCUCAGCCUUGUUCAUAGAAUAUUUCUUUUACGAGUUGUUAUACAUGCAAAGGCAAUUAAUAGCUCACGAAAUAUCGUGGGAGAUUUAUUCUGAAAAAAUUCUGCGCUUUCCAUUUACUUAAGGUAUUACACGAGGAAAUAUGUGAUGAGAGUAAUCCAAGUGCAAAUCCAAUAGGUUGUAAUGAUUGAUCUUGGUACUAUAUCAAGGAGACAUUUCAUCCUGUCACAAUACAAUUAGCGGCAUUUGAAUAUUCACGUAGGCUUGCAGCUAUUCACGAGAUAUCGAUUCGUAGUGCAGAUUUAAACUUUGGGUUCCAAUUUUUUAUGAACCGUGAAUAACCGUAUUGUCCUGUGAGCUGCGGAAAGCAUUUACCAAAGCACAAAAGAUCGACCAAUUGAUCGCGAAUGGCAAGUCCGUCACUUUUAUACGACUUAUCGAACGCUUUGUCAUUGCCGAUCGUACAUAUCAUCUCGCAAGGACCAUGCAUUUCGCGAAGACACUUUAUGAGGAUACUCAAGCAAUAGCACGAAGCAUCGAUCAAGGGCUGGACCAGACUUCUUAAUGAUCAAUGAGCUCUAAUAAUACCCAAUGUAGUGCGAACAUAUUUUUUAAUGACUAUUUUCAAUACACUAGUAGAUGAAGAUAGGACGAGAGAAUUUUCGUAGAGAGAAAGAGAAAGAAUUUGAAAUUUAAAUUUGGAAAGAUUUAUUCUGUCUCUCUUCUUCGUAUAGUCCUACGAUAAAGCUACCCUUGAUUCUGUUUCAAAGUAGAUAUUCAACGCUAGAAUUUCACGUAUUUUUCUCAAUGCAAAUGCUUCGGCAUGACACUUUCUUCCACACAUUUGCGCGCGCGCGUGCGUCAAGAAAUCUUCGUUGCAACAUCUUAUUUUCAAUUCAUCCAAGCUAUAAAUUUUCAAUUUGAGAAUAUGCGGCUCUUUAAUACUUCAAUACAUUAUUAUACCUAGUGAUUAAUUUCUAUACGAUUUUUUUGUUGUUUGCUAAAAACUUAUUUGCUGCAUCUAUUCUCUCUCUUUUUUUUUUUUUUUUUUUUUUUUUGUAUAAAUUGGGCAAAGUAAUUAAUUUCGUAUAAACCAAAUUUCUUCAACACAAUAUCUAAAAUGCGGCUUGUUAUUGAAAUAACAAAAUAAAUUAAAAAUAAUAUACAGCCUGAAAAUUUGCAAAAAUAUGGAUGUUAUCUAUGUACUACCAAUUACAUUCUUAAUUAAUGUACAAUACUUGGAUGAUUCUUUUAAAUUGUCUACAUUGAGAAAAAAGUCAUGUGUUAAAUUGAGUUCCUUAUUCAUUAUAUGUUUUCGAAAAGGACAAUGAGGUAAACUCCCUUGCGAACAACAUUCAUAAUUUAGAUGUUCAGCGGAGAUUUUUGAUGACGUUAGCUCGUGUAUAUACAAUCGAUACAUUAUUGAUCGCGCCGUUGCAACCGCCACUGAGACAAUUUUUUAAAAAUGCACACAACAACGGUAGUAGCACAAAGAAAAAAAACCUAUCUUUUGAUAACUGCACUAUGUACGGCGGAUAUUGCUGCGGCGUAAUCGCGACGACCAUCAUAGAAAAUAGUUAAAUCGUUAGCAAUGGGGCACGCAUCUCGAAAGCAUUCAAGACAUAGUGUUUUCGCGAAUCUGCGUCAUAGAUUCUAUUUUAGAGACAAUAGAAUCUAUUUCAUAAAAUUAAAUGUAAAUUUUAAAAUUAAGUGCAUUUAUCGUCGUUUAUUUGGAAUUAAAUAGAAAAUUCAUAUUUUCUAUGCAUAUAGAGAAAAAGAAGAAGAAAAAGAGAGAUUCGACGAAAAAAGUAAUACAAAGUUACGCUUACACUAUUUUUUCCUUUUUUUCGAAAAUAAAUAAAAAUUCAUGUCUUAUUACAUAAAUUUUUUGCACGUAUUUGCGUAUUUGUACGCUUGUGUCUGUAAAUAUUGUUCAGGGAUGCCUGUCCUAUUUACAACGAUGAUUUUGCUUCGUUAUACUUGCGAUUAAAAUAGUCGACAUCGAUGUUCGCGAGAAACAAACGUGGCGACGAGACAAAAAAAGUUGCAGAAAUAUUUUUUUACCGUCUAGUGUCAGCGACCGUAAAUUCGUUUUAGAUCUGGCUAGAACCUAGACGUAGGUAUGACAGUGUAAUGCAGUCGAGGAAGGCUCCGCACCGGAGGCGCUUCGGAAGCAAGGAGCAAGAUCUUUAUUGUCAUGUGACACAGCCCUGAAUCACUCGUAUCUCAACCCCUUAGCGAAAGUGAUAUUAAUUAUGAUAUUAUGAUAGUAUAAAUUUUUAAAUUAACAAAGUCAGAACGUUAUAUUCUCAUCCUCAUUCAUUAUGUAUUCAUUCUUAUAAGAGAUAAAUAAUAUUUAAAUUUUUAAUUAUAGUGAGACAAAAUGGAUGGUAAAAAAGUCUCAUAUUUUUCGAAGAUUUAAGAGAUAAUACAAUAUGCUCUUGAUGACGACUCAAAUAGUUCUGUCUGAUUCAUUGCUCGGUCAAAAACAAAAGUUAUCGAUGAUGGAGGAAAACAUCACAUAUCACAUUGUAUUCGCUUACAUAAAGCUAUUACAUAAUGUUUUCUCAAUUUAUUUUGGUUUAUAUUCAUUUAAAAGAGAAUUAGAGAUGAAACACAUAGGCAUACAAAAUCAAAUAUAAUAAGAUCAGAAUAAGAAAGAAUCAAGUGGAUCAAAUUUGGCCUUCGGAAUGGCAAGUACAAAUACUGUUUCCUUUUUUUUUUGUAGUUUUUAAUUGCUGAAUCUGAUCCUGACCUUCAAAAAUUAUAGUAAAUCUUAUAAAACUGUAGUAAUGUUAAGUGAAAAUCGAUUAAUAUAUAUGUGAACAACACAAAUUAAUAAAAAAAAAGCCUUAAAAUUAUUGACAAAGCGGUGUUUAAAAAUAUUUUUUGCACAAAUCUUGCAAAAUCUUUUCUGAAAAAAUACUAUAAUCGGGGAUUGGUACAAUGACUGAUACAACUUAGUUAAAAUAAAAAAUAAAAUAGAUUUCAGAAACUUAUUUAAAGAAAAAGUAAGCAUUAUCUAUUUUGUAUAAAAAUUUCAAAUGCAAAAUAGAUUUUGUUUAUUUGAAUGUACACUAAGUAUGUUCACGUAUUUAGCUGUAUUAUGCUCUGGGAGAAAGACAUAAUGAAUAAAUGUUGUUGCAGUCAAGUUUUCGAAUAAUUCUCAUCGAUAAUAUUUCCGUCGUUUUUAGACAACUUUUUAUUUUCUUUAUCAAGCAGAACAUUAAAUAUUAAAGAUAAAAACAUUAUCAUGUUUUACCAGUAGGAAAAUAUGAAUUAAUACGUUUGUAAAGCUCAAUAAUAAUAGUUUAUAGAUAUUUUAUAGCUUCAUAUUCUCAUUUUAUUACUCUUCCGACAAAUUAAAAUUUUUAGAAGAUCAGGAUUAGAUUCAGCAGCUCAGAAACUACAAAAAGACACUGUUUUUACUUGCCACUUUGAAGGCUAAAAUCGAUCUAUUUUAUUGAUUGUCUUUCAACAAAAAACUUAGAAUCUAUAAACAUUUUAAUAUUUUACGUAAAGUCAUCUGUACAUACGGGGUUGAGGUAACGAAGUAGGUCACACCAAGGGCCGAGAGAGAAAAAGAGAAUUGGCUGAUCGAAAUCCUUUUUUUUUUCUUAUUAUUUAAUCAUUAAUCGUGCAAAAUCCUUGGUUCCACCUCAGCAAGAACAUUGAAUAAAGAGCCGGUCAGAGCCCUCCAAAGAGUCGCGUCCCAGGAACGUGUGUAUAACCGCGAGAGAGUGCUUAAUCGAUGUGUCAUUAUAUCGACGGCUCCUCCGAAACACUUGUAAAUAAUUAAAAGUUGCAUUGAGUGAAGAGAACUGCGGGAGAAUGUGAGCGUAUGCGUGCGUGCGUGCAUGAGAGAGCGCGAGCGAAACGGAUACAUAUACAGCGAAUGUGUGUACGAAUAACUGUAUAAAGACUGAUUAGAUUAGCCUUGGUAUUUAUUCGAAUUUAACGAUUAAACGCUACCGCUUUACGCGCGCCCUAAAAAAAAAGAUUCACGGAGCACGAUGCCAAAGGUAUUCCCCGACAAACUUCGUUUUUCCGUCAGAGUACUUUGACGGCGUCUCGUUGAUUGCGAUCGAUAGGAAUCUCCUUUUCAUUGUUACUUCACGACAAUUUUUUUCUAAGCUGGCCUAAAGUUUAUUUUUCUUUUUAUUUAUUUUUUCCCUCGUCUGCAAGAUAUUUGCUUCUUUACAUAGCGACUUCGUUCAGUUGCGCGUGUAUCUUCGGAAUGUGGCCUCAGCGGAUCGGGAAAAGUAAAAGAGUGAAGGCUGAAGGGUGGUACACGGAGAUUCGAUGCGUAACCCAUUUUGAACGAAUCUGCAUUAUUUCUUGCGCACGCUUUAAUUCCGACACUUCAGUGAUCCGACACAUUCUGAUACAUCGUGCUCGAAUUCGUGUAUGAACGCAACAAAGGCAGAGGGAAGAAUGACACGCGCGAUUAUUAACAGCGACAUUAUUAUCGUCACAACGUAUCAAUAUUAUUCAAUGCAUCGUAUAAACCAGUAAACUAAAUGUAAACUUUGUAUAUUCAUUUACUAAGAGAAUAAAAGUAAAUUAUUCGAUGAA
This is a messenger RNA of Solenopsis invicta (red fire ant), 12939 nucleotides long. RefSeq names its product protein tincar (gene tinc). Lineage: Eukaryota; Metazoa; Arthropoda; Insecta; Hymenoptera; Formicidae. The record is from RefSeq and is a predicted model, not a curated record. Bases 1134 to 4919 code for a protein of 1261 amino acids. The transcript has 17 exons.